Trichechus manatus latirostris (Florida manatee) is the source of this 2101-nucleotide messenger RNA. It is a transcript of the gene PDXK, whose product is annotated as pyridoxal kinase. Gene Ontology annotation, biological process: pyridoxal 5'-phosphate salvage. Gene Ontology annotation, molecular function: pyridoxal kinase activity. The record is from RefSeq and is a predicted model, not a curated record. Gene Ontology annotation, cellular component: cytosol. Lineage: Eukaryota; Metazoa; Chordata; Mammalia; Sirenia; Trichechidae. The coding region runs from base 30 to 971 and encodes 313 amino acids. The transcript is spliced from 11 exons.
UCGGCCCCGCGCCGCGCGCCAGACCCGGCAUGGAGCAGGAGUGCCGGGUGCUCUCCAUCCAGAGCCACGUCGUCCGCGGCUACGUGGGCAACCGUGCGGCCACCUUCCCUCUGCAGGUGCUGGGAUUUGAAAUCGACGCCGUUAACUCUGUGCAGUUUUCAAACCACACAGGCUACACCCACUGGAAGGGCCAAGUGCUGAACUCCAGCGAGCUACACGAGUUGUACGAAGGCCUGAAGCUGAACAAUGUGAAUAAGUAUGACUACGUGCUCACGGGUUACACCCGGGACGCGUCCUUCCUGGCCAUGGUGGUGGACAUCGUGCAGGAGCUAAAGCAGCAGAACUCCAGCCUCGUGUAUGUGUGUGACCCGGUGAUGGGGGACAAGUGGAAUGGCGAAGGCUCUAUGUAUGUGCCGGAGGAUCUCCUUCCAAUCUACAGAGAAAAGGUUGUACCGGUUGCAGACAUUAUAACUCCCAACCAGUUUGAGGCUGAAUUACUGAGCGGCAAAAAGAUCCACAGCCAAGAAGAAGCACUGGCGCAGGUGAUGGACGUGCUGCACUCCAUGGGCCCCGACACUGUGGUCAUCACCAGCUCCGACCUGCCAUCUCCGCGGGGCAGCGACUACCUGAUCGCGCUGGGCAGCCAGAGGAUAAGGCAGCCCGACGGCUCCACGGUGACAGAGCGGAUCCGGGUGGAGAUGCACAAGGUGGAUGCCGUCUUCGUGGGCACCGGGGACCUCUUCGCCGCCAUGCUUCUGGCCUGGACACACAAGCACCCCAACAAUCUCAAGGUGGCGUGUGAGAAGACCGUGUCUGCCAUGCACCACGUCCUGCAGAGGACCAUCCAGUGCGCAAAAGCCCAGGCUGGGAAGGGGCAGAAGCCCAGCUCAGCCCAGCUGGAGCUCAGGAUGGUGCAGAGCAAGAGGGACAUCGAGAACCCGGAGAUUGUCGUGCAGGCUACGGUGCUGUGAGGCCGCGUGCACAGCGCCCGCCAUGCACAACCUAUCAGUGUCUUCAUCGUCGUCCUGUGAAAAUGUAACAUCUGCCCUAGAGCUGUGACUGAGACUCCAUUUGGUACCUGUUCUUCCCUGAGUGUCCAGCCUCCACUGUUGUGAAUUGUGAAAACGUGCAGGCUGCGCUUUUUAAAACUAACAAGGCAAUCAUGGACGGCUCCCGGGUCUCCCUGGGUAACCAGCUCCAGUUUACGGCCUUGGGGUGUUUUGUCCCCUCGGCUUCCAUCCGGUACAUGUAGAGGGUGUGGGAGUGGCCCGCUGUCCCAGGGGGAUUGUGUCAGUCCCGCCCCCCUCCUGCUGCUCAACCUGCGUCCGGAGUGGGUGGGUCUAGGAGUCCUGAGUCUUUGCCUCUCUAAGAAUGAGCUGGGUUUGAAUCGAGUGUAUCUGGAAGAAUUAUGCCAAAUAUCUUUAUUGUCAUUCUCGUAUUACCCGCCAUUCCCAUAUCGGAGUUCUUGUUUCUUAACUUGCUGCUCUCGAGUCCUGGGCAUCUCAGAUAUGGCCGUUUGGUCUAACCUGUAUGGAAGAGACUUAGGCCGGUUGCUCAGACUUGCCAGACACCGGGCGGGCCCGUUGGCACGUCCUGCCCGCGCCCAGCGGAGUCGAGCAAUGACGGGGGCCUGCUGUGUGCGCACCUUCCCGUGACCAUCUCCUGACCCCCGGCUGAGGGGAUGGAACUCAGUACAGGUGGAGCUGGGCGGCGGGCAGGCCGUGGGCUUCCGGGCAGUCACCAUGACUGUUUCCUGUGGAAACCUUGGCUAAUUCGCGGUGCGUGUGUUCUUCCCCACCGACUGCUGGUGACAGAGGCGUGGAGCCGCGGUGUUUGUUUAUAGACAGGCGUGGAGGACCGAGGAGGGGCUUCUGUCCCCCUCGUUAGCAUAUUUUCUCCCUGGGGCCGGUGACCUCACCCCACUCUCCCUCCACCCUGUGUUCUGUGCCAAGCAAAUGUCAGGAGGCAGGAGGCCCCUUCCUCAAAGCCAGCGCAGACCUCAGCUACCCCCACCCCACUCCCAGAUGGGGGGUUUUAGCCCGAGCUGGGGAACAGCAGCACUUCAAGCAAGCAGCUCUGGGGUCCCCCACAUCAGACCGGG